Messenger RNA from Microsporum canis CBS 113480, 1599 nucleotides. Its product is annotated as phosphotransferase family protein. The transcript is spliced from 6 exons. The record is from RefSeq and is a predicted model, not a curated record. Gene Ontology annotation, cellular component: mitochondrion. Bases 1 to 1599 code for a protein of 532 amino acids. NCBI's taxonomy places the organism in Eukaryota, Fungi, Ascomycota, Eurotiomycetes, Onygenales, Arthrodermataceae.
AUGGAGCUGGUGAUAAUUGCGGCCAAGGAAGAGGACUUUUAUCGAUAUACCACGAAGCGAUGGUUAUCAAAUGAUGCCGAAGAAGUCGCGCGGAGGUAUCGACAAUUUAACCUGCAGGAGCUUAUCCGAGUUGCCUUGCCGUGUUCCAACGCAAAGACCUGCACCCGUGUCAUGAAAUACCGAGAAGGCCAAUAUAAUAAAACUUUUCUUCUUACAUUUGACAACGGCUACGAAGCAGUUGCAAAGAUACCAAAUCCUAAUGCAGGGCCAAAGUUGUUUACAAUCGCAAGUGAAGUUGCAACUAUGGAUUACGUAGGUUUACCUGCCCCGCGGGUGUUAACCUGGAACUGCGACUCUUCGAAUCCUGUGGAAAGUGAAUACAUCAUCAUGGAAAAGGCAAAGGGAAAUGCUCUUAGCGAAAUAUGGUACCAACUCCCUCGGCCCAAGAAGUUCGAAUAUAUAAAGCAGGUCGUGCAAAUAGAAUCGAAGUUAUUGUCAGUUACCUUUCCCGAAUACGGAUGCAUAUACUAUAAGAAAGAUCUGCCGUUAAAGCAUCAGCACAAGCAUCAGACAACUCUCCAAGGAGAUUCGAUGAACAAAUUUUGCAUCGGGCCGGUCGUAGACCCGGAGCUUUGGUCUGGAGAACGCUCCAACUUAGAGCUGUCUCGGGGUCCCUGGCGUCGUCUAUCUGAUUAUGCAAUGAGCAUUGGUACAAAUGAGAGAGAAUGGGCUUCACGAUAUGCGCGGCCACGGAUAAAUUACUUUCGAAGCAACACAAACAAAGAGUCCCCACAUGGAUAUAUCGAUCUUAUUGACAAAUAUCUGGCGGUUGCCCCUUUUAUCACACAGAAUAAACCCGAUAUUGGCAAACUCUUACAGUCCAUAUUAUGGCACCAUGAUCUCCAUCUUAACAAUAUCUACAUUGAUUCAAAUUCUGAAGAAAUUACUAGCAUCAUUGAUUGGCAAGGCACAAAGGUUGCUCCUUUUGUAUUACAAGCCAGGAUACCUCGAAUGGUCCGACAUGUGAGCCCAGUUCCACUUGGGGUGAUCAUGCCACGGAAGCCUGACGGUUAUGAGACUUUAUCCAAGACAGAAAAACUCCGCGCUGAUAUACUAUACGAGAGCGCUUUGUGCCAUAAAGUUUAUGAGGUUUUCUCUCUCAAGCAUAAUCCACAGCACCAUGUUGCUCUUUGUCAUAAUGAUACCUGGAAAUCGCCCUACAUUCAACCGAUCAAAUCAGUCACUGAAGCUUGGUCAAAGAGAGAAGUUUUCACUCUCCGCUCAUCAUUGAUGAGCUUGGUAGAUCACUGGUAUGAGCUAUUUCCUGAAAGCACAUGUCCUAUCUCCUUUACCGAUGAAGAUAAAAAAUCGCACAAUGAAGAAAUGGAGAACCGUGACUAUCUCGAUCAGCUUAUGGAAGAAUAUCAAAAUGCGGGUAUCUUGCCUGCUGAUGGUGUUGUUGAUCCGGACGAUUAUGAUAUUUUACGAGAGUCAAGUUUCUUACAGAAAGAAAACCUUUUGUCCCUCGCGGAGGAUGAUGAGCAGAGAGAGUGGUUAAACAAAAUAUGGCCCUACCAGGACCGUCCGGUAGAUGCAUAG